AUGACGACGAAGCGAUUCAGUAUAGGUUACGCGUUGCUACUGAAGAAACAGAAGAGCUUUAUCCAAGAUUCUCUGGUGAAUUUAGCGAAAUCACGCGGUAUCGAUCUCGUUAAAAUCGACACCGAGAAGCCGUUAGUGGAUCAAGGCCCAUUCGAUUUCGUGCUCCACAAGUUAUACGGUGAAGAAUGGAGAAAACAGCUUCAAGAUUACUUAAUUCUCAACCCUAACGCGAUUGUAGUCGAUUUUCCGGAAGCAAUCGAACGGUUACACAAUCGGAUUUUGAUGCUGGAUGUAGUAUCAGAAAUUGAAAAAUUGGAUAAUGAUUUGAGAGACGAUGAAACGGCGUCGCUUGGGAUACCGAAGCAGGUUGUGGUAUACGUGCCGGAGAAGUUGAGUAUUAAUGAAACGGCGUCGUUUGGUGAGGGUUUGAACUUGAAGUUUCCGGUGAUUGCGAAACUGUUGGUGGCUGACGGUAGUGCGAAAUCGCAUAAGAUGUUGUUGGUAUUUAGUAAUGAGGGUUUCGAGAAGCUGAAAAGCCCUACUGUUGUGCAGGAGUUUGUGAAUCAUGGUGGGGUGAUUUUUAAGGUGUAUGUGGUUUUUCGGAUUUCUUUGCUUGUUAUGAAUUUCUUUGUACUCUAA
Molecule: messenger RNA, 639 nt
Organism: Helianthus annuus (common sunflower)
Lineage: Eukaryota; Viridiplantae; Streptophyta; Magnoliopsida; Asterales; Asteraceae
Product: inositol-tetrakisphosphate 1-kinase 1
Exons: 1
Coding region: 1-639 (212 amino acids)
Biological process (GO): inositol trisphosphate metabolic process
Cellular component (GO): cytoplasm
Molecular function (GO): inositol-1,3,4-trisphosphate 6-kinase activity; inositol-1,3,4-trisphosphate 5-kinase activity; inositol-3,4,5,6-tetrakisphosphate 1-kinase activity
Source: RefSeq, a predicted model, not a curated record